Messenger RNA from Symphalangus syndactylus (siamang), 1584 nucleotides. RefSeq lists its product as uncharacterized. NCBI's taxonomy places the organism in Eukaryota, Metazoa, Chordata, Mammalia, Primates, Hylobatidae. The record is from RefSeq and is a predicted model, not a curated record.
ACUGGCUCCUCCCUGAGCAAGGAAGAAGGACUUGAUCAUAUUAAGGGAUAGGAGAGGAGGAACUGGGCAUGCCUGUUUCUGCUCCUUCCAGUCAUCUUGGAAGUGCACUUCUGAGGAUGUGCAAACCGAAGCCUGCUCCUCUGUGUUGUACCAGGAAAUGUGAAAUCUCUUAGGCCAAGAAGAACAACCUGAGGACUCUUUUUCCGGAGGUAAUUGAACUCCUUUAGUAAAUCCAGAGGAGAAAUCUGAGAUCAGUACGUCUUUCGUAUCUAUGAUAGCUAAGGAUACAUCACUUGAAAGAUUUCUCUAUACUAACUAGUUUCUUCAGCAUUUGACUCUUGGUCCUUGUGUUGUGAGCUCCUUGUUCCUGCAAAGCUGGCUGGGGUCACCAUAGUGGGUCAAAAAAAAAUCCAUCAAUGACAGAGAUAGAGAAUCUCCAAUCUCUAUCCCAAGACAUGUUCUCGAUGACUUGAGCACAUCAGCAGAUGCUCAGGAUACAGAAGAGUGAUUUCAUCUAUGGGAAAAAGACCCUCUGGAAAGAAGUGUGAAAUCAUCAAAAGAACCAUUGGAGAGGACACUUGAGAGUCAUGUGGCUGAGGUUUCACAUGAUCCCGGCAUGCUUCCAGUCCAGAGGAGAAAGCUAGACCCACUCCUCAAAAAGUAUAGGCAUCAUAAGAAGGCCACAAGGACAAAAAGAAGGAAGAAGGAGAAAAUGGAGGCCCAGUGCUCCCCUGUUCCUCCAACACCUUCAACACCACCACAAAGUGAAGAAGAUGAGGCUGUAGACAAAAAGCCAACUCUACUCAGUGCCCAGGAAGAUACUCCUGACCUUCUCCAGGAGGACAGAUUACAGUGUCUGCAGGAAGAGGGUUCCAGUGUGAUGCAUCAGGAAUGUCAGAUCCAGUCCUGUGAGCUCUUGGUGGCUCAGAAGCCCAGGCCCUCUUCUCCUGCAGUGACAUCCUUGGCAUCACCACCACUCUGCUUUGGCAGUUUCCUAAGCUGUGUCUGCCAGACCUUCUCAAGGUCUAGGAAGCAGAAGCCUCCCAGAAGAAAUGGUAACAACCAGGCUGAGGCAGGAGGUGAUGCUGAGGUCCUGAGACCUGGCCUGGCAAAACCAGAGUUGAGCCUCAGCAAAACGUGUAGCCACUUGCAAUUGAUACAGCUUUCCUUUGUGUUUAGUUUUAUAGUUCUCUCUGUAUGUCAUUGUUCUUCUUAGUUGAGUUUUUGCCUGUCAAAGAGACAGAGAGCUGCUUUUAUGCUGAGAUCCUCAAGCCAAAACCCACAGUAAAAGCAAAGUAAAACUUUGAGGCUUUUAACUUUUACUCAGUGGUGGAAUUACUUCCUACUUCCUUCCCAUUAGGUUGAAGGUGGGAUUCUCUCUGGAGUAAGUUGUUCCCAAAAUUCAUGUGUAUUUCACUCAGGAGUGAAGUGAUACAAUUUCAUCAUUUUCAGUAGUGUUUCCUGAUAUCGACAACCAAAUGGAGAUCUUUCGUGUUCAACUCCUUUCAUUUUCUUUUACCUUUGACUACAGAUUCAUUUUGUAUUCUUCUUCAAUAUUUUGUUGAAAUUCUGCCACUUUUUUUU